UUAUUUAUGAUCAAAGUGAAGUUAGUCGAGUACAUCCGCUUCUGUGAAUUCAAAACAUUAAAACGAAGUGAGAAAAACAUAAAAUGUGUAAAUUCAUUAAAUAAUAAAAUAGUUAAUAAAAAUAAAAUGUCAUUUACUUCAAGAGCUGUUUUAUACGGUAGCUGUCUAGUGACCGUUGGUAUUGUUGGAUUUGUUCAUUACAAACAACACGAUGAUAGGCAACAACUUCAUUUGGGUGUAAUUCGAGAUAUCGAAAGACAGGAACGUCGAAAGGCGGAAAAUUUGUAUUUAUUAGAGCAGCAAAGAGAACUUACUAAAAAAAUGAAACGUGAAGAAACUAUAGAACAAUCUGCUGUUGGAUAGUUCUAUUAUUUAUUUAAAUAAUUUUUAAAUUAUACUGCAUUAUAUAAUUAUUAUUUUACAAAACUUUGUAUUUAAUAUAAAUAAUCUUUUGAUGAAAAUUCAAAAGCAAACUUGUUAAAUAUUUUAGUAAAAUUAUUUAUUCAAAUAAUUUUCUUUUAUUUAAAAACAUUGUCGACCGUUUUUUAUUUAACUUGACAAUUGAUUACAUAGUAAAUUAUUUAUCGAUUUAAAUUUACUAAUUUUUUUUUGUUUACACCACAUAGAAU
Molecule: messenger RNA, 629 nt
Organism: Microplitis demolitor
Lineage: Eukaryota; Metazoa; Arthropoda; Insecta; Hymenoptera; Braconidae
Gene: Pet117
Product: protein PET117 homolog, mitochondrial
Exons: 2
Coding region: 7-363 (118 amino acids)
Biological process (GO): mitochondrial respiratory chain complex IV assembly
Cellular component (GO): mitochondrion
Source: RefSeq, a predicted model, not a curated record